Aureobasidium melanogenum CBS 110374 is the source of this 342-nucleotide messenger RNA. RefSeq lists its product as uncharacterized. The record is from RefSeq and is a predicted model, not a curated record. The transcript has 3 exons. Lineage: Eukaryota; Fungi; Ascomycota; Dothideomycetes; Dothideales; Saccotheciaceae. The annotation marks the transcript as partial.
AAAUACAAAAUCUGCUACUUUGUCCCUCCUUCCUCUCUCCAAAGCACAAAAACCGCUAUCUUUGCUACAAACCUCGCCGGCGUGUUUUCGUCACUAACUGAUACUGAUAAGAUCUUAUACACAAAUGUCUGUUGGGAAACAAGCGGAACAGGCCAAUUCAUCCCUGGCCCAGACAGUACUCCGGAUAUCGGUACUAGAGGCAAGUUGGAAGUUCUAGAGGAAGUUAGAGUGGAGAUGCAGGUGUUAGGAAAAGAGAAUGUGAAAAAGGUUGUCGAGGUGUUGAAGAAAGCUCACCCUUACGAAGUCCCUGUGUAUGAGGUCUAUAAGAUGGAAGACUUUUAG